AUGGAGCGACCCGCCGUCCCGUCCGCCCGAGGAAGGCAAAGAGGACAUACUGCGCGGGUCCUCUGGGCGCUCCUGCUCGCCCUCCUCGCCCCGCCGGCCGCCCUGGCGGUGGAAGUGGAGGACGCUGUCAGAGGGCUGGAAUUCUUCCAGGAGAGCUUCCCUUCAGGAAAGGAGGCUGGGGAGGAGUUACUGGAGUUUAACCAGGAGGAGAUCCUCCACGUGGAUUGGGCCCAGAAGCAGAACGUCUGGAGGCUGCCUGAGUUCACCCACUACGGUUAUCAGACACAGUGGGCCUUAGCUAACCUGGCCGUCCUGAAGGAGAGCCUGGAGAUCAUGAUGAAGCGAACCAACCAGACGCAGGCCCAGAACGCCCCGCCCCCGCACAACCUCCCCGCAGAGCAUUUCGUCUACCAGUGGGCGUCCGAGUGCCUCUACCACAACGGGACGGAGCGGGUGCGCUUCCUCGACCGCAUCGCCUUCGGCCGGCAGGAGUUCGUCCGCUUCGACAGCGACCGCGGGGAGUUCGAGGCCGUCACGACCCUCGGGGAGCCCUCCGCCCGAUACUGGAACAGCCAGAAGGACUUCCUGGAGCGCAUGCGGAGAGAACUAGAGCGCUUCUGCCGCAUUAACUAUGGCAUCUUCAAUCUUUUCGCCUCGGGGAGGAAGAUUCCGCCCAAGCUGAAGAUCGUCCCUUCGGAGAACUCCUUGGCUCCCAGCGUUUUGCUCAUUUGCACCGUGGACAGUUUUUUCCCCUCGAAGAUCAAAAUCACCUGGUUCCGAAACGGGAAGGAGGAAGACGAGGUCCGAGUGUUCACCACGGACCUGAUCCGGAACGGGGACUGGACCUUCCAGAUGGCGGUGAUGCUGGAGGCCCAGCCGGAGCGGGGAGACGUCUACGCCUGCCAGGUGGAGCACGCCAGCUUCCCGGAGCCCGUCACCGUCCGGUGGGAAGCCCAGUCGAAAUCUGCCCGGAGGAAGAUGUGGACGGGGGUCGUGGGCAUCGUGAUGGGGGUGGUCUUUGCAGCUGCCGGCAUCUCUUUCUACCUGAAGAGCAAGAAAGGUCAAGCCAUUCCUCAGCCUGCAGCUCUCAUGAGUUAGACAUCAUGGCUCUCUCUGGAUCUCAAACUGAGAAGAAUAAACCCCCUCCUCUCUCUGAUUUGCCACCACCACCAAUGGUUGUCUUUCCUCACUGAAAACUAGGAAAAGGGAGCUGGAAUAAACAGAGAAGGACCAUAACAGCUGGAGGGACAUCCAGAUUGUCUCCACCCCUCCUUCUUCAAAAGCACCAGCUCUUCCUUGUGUCUUACUAAUAGCAGCUCUGCAAAUUCAAGCCUGUGGGUUCCUUGAGGGAGUCAACCCAUCUCACAUUUGGUCUUCCUCUUCUCCUGCUGCUUCUCCUGUUUCCUUCCUACAAUGUCUUGCUGAUUACCAGUCACCAAGCUAAUUAGAAUGUUUUGUAGGACCCUUUCACAAAGUUUUCCUGAGCUGUACUUAUGAAACAAUAAACACUCUGUUCAUGUUGUAAAGUCA
Molecule: messenger RNA, 1530 nt
Organism: Pogona vitticeps (central bearded dragon)
Lineage: Eukaryota; Metazoa; Chordata; Lepidosauria; Squamata; Agamidae
Source: RefSeq, a predicted model, not a curated record